Paramecium pentaurelia is the source of this 1212-nucleotide messenger RNA. Lineage: Eukaryota; Ciliophora; Oligohymenophorea; Peniculida; Parameciidae. The record is from the annotation of a GenBank genome assembly.
AUGGGAGGCUGCGAGUUUAAAUUUAGGGGUUCAAAUGAUGAUACAUGUAAAAAAAACAAUCUAUAUAGAAAUGGCAUUACAAAAUUUUGAAUUAAUAUCAGUUGUUGGAUAAGGAGGAUUUGGUAAAGUAUAUAAGGCAAGACUAAACAAAACUCGUAAUUUAGUUGUAGCACUUAAAGUGAUGUCUAAAGUUAAGUAUAUAACUAAAAAAUAUAAUAAGAGUGAUAUAAAAAAAGAGUGUUAGUUCAGUGAUGAAUGAAUUAUAGAUUAUAUCAACCCUUAGACAUGAGUAAUUAUACCUUUAUAAUUCUAGAUUUAUAAUCAAUAUUAUUAGUGCAUUUUAAGAUCGUUGUUCUUUGUAUUUAGCUAUGGAUUUCUUAGCUGGAGGAGAUUUGAGAUUUCAUUUAUGCAAAAAUCGAAAAUUCUCUGAACCAAUUACAAAGCAUAUUGCUAUUUGCAUAAUUAUUGGAUUAGAUUAUAUACAUUCUAAUGGCAUUAUACAUAGAGAUAUUAAACCUGAAAACUUAGUAUUUGAUAACUAAGGCUAUUUAAGAAUAACUGAUUUUGGAAUUGCUAGAAUUUGGAAACCUUAAAAUAGUCAUGAAACAAGUGGUACUCCUGGUUACAUGGCUCCAGAAGUAAUGUGUAGAUAAAAUCAUGGAGUUGCUGUAGAUUACUUUGCUUUGGGAAUUAUUAUACAUGAGUGUAUUGUACACUAUUUUUUUUAUUUUAGCUUGGUAAACGACCAUAUAAUGGAAAAAGUAGACAAGAAAUUAGAGAUUAAAUUAUUGCUAAAUAAGCUGCUAUUACAGAAGUUCCUUAAGGUUGGAGUAAUGCAGCCAUUGCUUUUGCUAAUGCUUUGAUGUAAAGGAAGCCUUAAUUGAGAUUGGGAUGUAAUGGGCCAGAUGAAGUUAAAAGUCAUCCUUGGUUCAAAGAUAUCAAUUGGAAAGAUUAUGAAAAGAAACUUAUAAAUUCUCCUUUUAUACCAGAUGGAAAAUUGGAAAAUUAUCUUAAGUCCAAUCAACUCGAUUCCCUUGAAGAUUAAUCUAUUCUCCAUUCUGAAUAAGUUUAAUGUAAUGAUGACUUAAAAUUUUAGAAUAAUUCUUAGGGUAUGAACAUUUUCCUUAACUCAAUGGAGGGUCUCCUUAUAUAUCAUCAAUAGUUUCCCCUAGAACUCCAAACUUAAGGAUUUAACUUAAAAAAGAGUAAUGA